Quercus robur (English oak) is the source of this 790-nucleotide messenger RNA. RefSeq names its product DCC family protein At1g52590, chloroplastic. The transcript has 5 exons. The record is from RefSeq and is a predicted model, not a curated record. NCBI's taxonomy places the organism in Eukaryota, Viridiplantae, Streptophyta, Magnoliopsida, Fagales, Fagaceae. Gene Ontology annotation, molecular function: protein-disulfide reductase activity. The coding region runs from base 85 to 621 and encodes 178 amino acids.
CUUUUUUUUUCAUAGUGUGUUUUACUUCUUAUAAAAAUUAUUUUCUUUGAGAGUUGAGACUAAAAGCACUGCUUCUUCUUCCUCAUGGCGCUACUGGCUCAGGGUGGGUGCGCACGGUUGCACGUGCCACGCCAUGCGCACGUUAGACCACAGAGAGUACUGAGUCCGUUUGCUACUCUAUCUCCAGGUCCAGGUCGAGUUGGAAGCCAAAGCAUGGAGUGGGUCGAAGCAACUUCGAGCUUUUUCCAACAAGACUCAAGGCCCAUCAUGUUAUUUGACGGUGUAUGCAACUUAUGUAAUGGGGGUGUGAAGUUUGUGCGUGAAAAUGAUCGAAAUAGAAGCAUAAGAUUUGAGCCUCUUCAAAGUGAAGCAGGCAAGAAAUUGCUUAGGAGGUCUGGAAGAGCUCCUGAUGAUAUCUCCAGUGUUGUACUUGUUGAAAAGGAUAGAUCAUACAUCAAGUCAGAAGCUGUGCUGAAAAUAAUGGAAUACAUAGACUUACCCUUCCCUCAGUUGGCACUUUUUCUACAGUUUGUGCCUUUGUUCAUAAGGGAUUUCCUAUAUGAUAAUGUGGCAAACAACCGUUACACAUUUUUUGGCCGCUCAGAAUCAUGUGAGAUAUAAACAAAUUUAUUCAUCGUACUUAGAUUAAUUCAAUAUACGGUAAAGUCCAAAAGUAAGGUCUCUUCCUGUGGUCCACUAAUAUUGUUUUCCCAGAAUAAAUUGAAGUUGUAAUGAUAUUUAUCAACUGAUGUUUAUUUGUGUAUGUUAUAUAGCUUAGCUUUUCAAGUGA